CCUGGGCGGGGCUUCCCUGCUUCCUUAUAUGGAGGCAGGCUGGUCACAUGGUCGAGCCGGUGUCAAAGAGAUAGGAGUAAAACUGAGAACUCUGAAGCACUCAAGAAGCCAGCGCAGAGGACGAGAGGCAGAGCGUGAGACAGACAGAUAAGGAGAACCACAGACGCCUCACAUGGUGAGAAAAUGCCCACCAACUUCACCGUGGUCCCCGUGGAUGAUGGCAGAAAGUCCUCUCAGGAACACUCGGACGACAACAACGUCCUGAAGGAGGAGGAUGAAGAAACCAUAGGUGAUGGAAACCCAAGGGAAAGCAGCCCGUUCAUUAAUAACGCAGAUGAUGAUAAGGGAACUCUGUAUGAUGGGAAAAACAUGGCACUUUUUGAGGAGGAGAUGGACAGCAAUCCCAUGGUGUCUUCGCUGCUCAACAAACUGGCCAACUACACGAACCUCACGCAGGGCGUCCGGGAACACGAGGAGGCCGACGAGGAUGAAGGUGCCAAGAAGCAGACAGUCAAGAGUCCACAGAUGGGGACGUUUAUCGGGGUCUACCUGCCCUGCCUGCAGAACAUCCUGGGAGUGAUCCUCUUCCUGAGAAUGACGUGGAUCGUGGGAACGGCGGGAAUCCUGGAGUCCUUUAUCAUUGUGUCCAUGUGCUGCUCGUGUACAAUGUUGACAGCCAUAUCAAUGAGUGCCAUUGCUACAAACGGUGUUGUUCCAGCUGGAGGCUCGUACUACAUGAUCUCUCGCUCUCUGGGCCCAGAGUUCGGAGGCGCUGUGGGUCUGUGUUUCUAUCUGGGCACAACGUUCGCCGGCGCCAUGUACAUCCUCGGGACUAUCGAGAUCUUCUUGACGUACAUCGUGCCCAGUGCUGCCAUCUUUAAGGCGGAGGAGAAGGCGGAGGAGGCGGACGCUCUGCUGAAUAACAUGCGUGUGUACGGGACGUGCUGUCUGACGCUCAUGGCUCUCGUGGUGUUCGUCGGUGUGAAGUACGUCAACAAGCUCGCGCUGGUCUUCCUGGCCUGUGUGGUGCUCUCCAUCCUGGCCAUCUACGCCGGGGUCAUCAAAACCAUCUUUGAAUCUCCAGUUUUUCCGGUCUGUUUGUUGGGCAACCGCACCCUGCAGAACCACGGCUUCGACAAGUGCAUGAAGACAGAAAUAAUAGACAACGUGACCGUGACCACGAAGCUCUGGUCUCUGUUCUGUAAAGGUCCAGAGCUCAACGCCAGCUGCAAUGAAUACUUCACCAUCAAUAACGUCACAGAGAUCCAGGGCAUUCCCGGCCUCACCAGCGGAGUCAUUUCAGAGAACAUGUGGGGAAGCUACGGUCCUGCUGGGAUGCUGGUGGAGAAAGCCAUGCCCUCGGUGCCAGCGAGCGACUCGUCUCAAGACAAGCUCAUGCCGUAUGUGGUCAAUGACAUCACUGCCUUCUUCACACUGCUGGUGGGAAUCUACUUCCCCUCCGUCACAGGUAUCAUGGCUGGAUCGAACCGAUCCGGGGAUCUGAGAGACGCUCAGAGGUCUAUUCCCAUCGGCACCAUCCUCGCCAUCGCCACCACCACCAUCAUCUAUCUGUCCUGCGUGGUGAUGUUCGGCGCCUGCAUCGAGGGUGUGUUGCUCCGAGACAAGUUCGGAGACUCUGUUAAAGGUAAUUUAGUCAUUGGCACAUUGUCCUGGCCCUCGCCCUGGGUGAUCGUGAUUGGCUCGUUCUUCUCCUGCUGUGGGGCGGGGCUUCAGAGUCUCACCGGCGCCCCCCGGCUGCUGCAGGCCAUCGCGCGGGACGGGAUCGUGCCCUUCCUCGAGGUGUUUGGUCAUGGGAAAGCCAACGGAGAGCCGACCUGGGCUCUUCUUCUGACGGCUGUGAUCUGUGAGAGCGGGAUCCUCAUCGCUUCUCUGGACGCCGUGGCUCCCAUCCUGUCCAUGUUCUUCCUCAUGUGUUAUCUGUUCGUGAAUCUGGCCUGUGCUCUGCAGACGCUGCUGAGGACGCCCAACUGGAGACCAAGAUUCAGAUACUAUCACUGGACUCUGUCGUUUCUCGGCAUGAGUUUGUGUCUGGCUCUGAUGUUCAUUUCCUCCUGGUACUACGCUCUGGUGGCGAUGCUCAUCGCUGGAUGCAUCUACAAAUACAUCGAGUACCGCGGGGCGGAGAAAGAGUGGGGCGACGGGAUCCGCGGUCUGUCGCUCAACGCGGCGCGAUACGCUCUCAUCCGAUUGGAGGAGGCACCGCCACACACCAAAAACUGGAGGCCUCAGCUGCUGGUGCUGCUCAAUCUGGACUCUGAGCUGUCUGUGAAACAUCCUCGUCUCCUGUCCUUCACCACGCAGCUGAAAGCAGGCAAAGGUCUGACCAUCGUGGGCUCGGUGCUGGAGGGAACCUUCCUCAGCAGAGAGUCUGACGCCAAGAGAGCAGAACAGAGCAUCAAAUCAGCCAUGGCUGCAGAGAAGACGAAGGGUUUCUGUCAUGUGGUGGUGUCCUCAAACCUGCGCGACGGCUUCUCUCACCUCAUCCAGUCAGCAGGACUCGGAGGAAUGAAGCACAACUCCGUUCUGAUGGCUUGGCCUGCGAGCUGGAGACAAUCCAGUGACCCACAGUCCUGGAAGAACUUCAUAGAAACGGUCCGAGAGACCACUGCCGCCCAUCAGGCCCUGCUGGUGGCCAAGAACGUGGACAGUUUCCCUCACCAGGAGCGUCUCGCGGAGGGAACCAUCGACGUGUGGUGGAUCGUUCACGACGGAGGCUUGUUGAUGCUCCUGCCGUUCUUACUGCAGCAGCACAAGGUUUGGAGGAAGUGUAAGAUGCGCAUCUUCACCGUGGCUCAGUUGGAUGACAACAGCAUCCAGAUGAAGAAAGACCUGCAGAUGUUCCUCUAUCAUCUUCGUCUGAAUGCUGAGGUGGAGGUCGUGGAGAUGCACGACAGUGACAUCUCGGCGUUCACCUACGAGAAGACUCUGGUGAUGGAGCAGCGCUCUCAGAUGCUGAAGCAGAUGCAUCUGUCGAGGACGGAGCGCGAGCGAGAGAUUCAGAGCAUCACAGAUGAGUCUCGUAGCUCCAUUCGGAGGAAGAACCAGAGCGGCGCUCACGGCUCGGCCGUCAAUAACCAGAACGCCUGUCUAGAUGACGAUAAACAAGACGAGGCUCAGCUGAUCCACGACAGAAACACGGCGUCUCACGCGGCUCUAAACGACAAGGCCGAUGUGUCUCCAGAGCGAGUCCACAUGACCUGGACCAAAGACAAGUUCUGCACCGAACGAAACCGCAACCGAGAGCCCAGCGCAAACAUGGCGGUGCGAGACCUGUUCAGCAUGAAACCCGAAUGGGAGAGUCUGAAUCAGUCUAAUGUGCGCUGCAUGCACACGGCCAUCAAACUCAAUGAAGUGGUGGCCAAUAAGUCUCAGGGAGCUCAUCUGGUGCUCCUCAACAUGCCUGGACCCCCCAAGAACAGAGGGGGCGAUGAAAACUACAUGGAGUUUCUGGAGGUUUUGAUGGAGGGUCUCAACCGGGUCCUUUUGGUGCGCGGCGGCGGUCGUGAAGUCAUCACCAUAUACUCAUAAAGCGGAUUGUAGCACGACGCCCCGCGGGCAGGAAUUCAGUUUUUAUUUUUCCCACAGCAAAGCCGGACAUCUUGGAGAAAGCUAGUGUUCGGGGUUUACAGCGCUGCGUUCAUUACAGGACAUUGACAACAUGAAGAAACAAAGACGAGCAAUGGUUCGCUUCGUAACACGACACUUUAAUUUAUGACACUUUUAUUGUUUUCUUUUGUUUGUUUCGUACAGUAUGUGCUAGUUUUUAUGUUUGUUUAUUGUGCAACAUCAUUUGGUUUUUCAAGACUUUCUGAAGCGCGUACGAUCCGAAGGCUUAAAGCGGGCGUGUUUUAUUAAAGUAAAAUUCACGUUUGUUGCUAAUGCCUGUUAAAUAUCGAUUCGUUCGUCUUCAUCCUGCAUUGCUUUUUAUUUGUGUAUGCCAGCUGCGAUUCAAUCUGUCAUUUAAUUCCCCAAAUAACAUCUGCUUUUAGCAAGCCAGGCUGCGAAACGUUGUGGCGAAUUCAUAUCAGAGUUGCGAAAACGCACUUUUACUGUUAUCAAAGGAAUGUUUGAGGUUUUCACGUCGGCUAAUUUUAACAAUAAUGCAGCGCGGAUGAUGAAUGUGUCGGAUGACGUUACAGACUUCAUGAUACGGAUUGUGCAAUAACUUUUAUUCAUCAUCAAGUCAUCACUAGCCGAGCAUGAUGUCCACUUAUCAAGGGUUUUGUGUUAUAAAAGUUUAAAUGUUUAACGCGAACAGCGUAUAAGGAAAAAAGCCAUAAUAUUUGGUCUCGUCAUUGAGUACUGAGGUUUUGUUUUGGCUUCAUCUCGGCAUGAAUCACUGAAAUCCGUUUAACCGGGAUGAUUUCAGCUGUAUUUGCACUUUUUUAUUAGAUUUUUUCGAUUAAGUUUGUGAUAAAAGCACAGGGCACGGCUGACCGGUCCAGCACAAUAUUUGCUGAUGAUAAGAACCAGCACUGCAAAAUCUCCUUCUCUCAGCAAUAAAUGUGUUUUCCCAUGAGCUGGAAUGAUAUUUAGUCUUUGUGUUGACAUUCAUGAUGUUAUCGGGCUGCCGGGAAUGUUAAACAUAGAGAAUCCUUAAUUAACAAGCAUUACUAAUAGAGUAAAGUGUGAAAGCAUCUAGUUUAGGAAAGCAAUCUAUUAGGAUUAAAGCUGAAGUGUGUUAUUCCUAGUGGCAUCAAAUUGAACUGCAGUUUGUUUGAGUGACAAGAGCUGGAAAUUUGCUCAGCCAAUGAAGUGCAUAUGGGGGCGGAGCUAUUGGUUUCUGACCAAUAUCAGAUUGGGGGAGUGUUUAAUAUUUGUUUGAGAAACCUUAUUAUGGUUUGAAAUGACACACUUCAGCUUAAACAGGUUUAGAAAUUAUUCUGUUUAGAUUCGGACAAUUAGAAAGGAAUUUUAAAAGAUUUACAUUGUAUUUUUGUUGCUCGUCUUUUUUCUUAUACACCGUGUCCUAACCAUGUGAUAAAGCAACAAGCAGUAAGUCUCAUCCUCUGUGACACACCUGAUUGGUCCACAAUCACUGCAUAUUAAACAGCUGAUGUAUUCUGAUUGGCUGUGACUUUUUCAGCUUGGUUAGGACACGGUGUUACAUGUAAUAUACACUACCGUUUGAAAUAUUUAUAUAUUUUUCAAAAAGAAAUAUACUUUUAUUUAGCAAGGGCACAUUAAAUUGAUCAAAAGUGAUAGUAAAGACAUUUAUAAUGUUACAAAAUAUUUCUAUUUCAGAUGAAUGAUGUUCAUUAAAACUCUCUUUACUUUGAACGGUAGCAUCUGAUUCAGAAUUAUAGGAAGAUGUGUGCCAAACAUAAAUGAUGAUAAAUUGCAGAAGGUCAAACAGUGGGUUUGUUUCCAUCAGUUUGAGAUGCUGAAGGUCUGUCUUCUGUUUCUUUGAACCCCGUGUUAGCGGUGCAGUGUUUUGUUACCAGGACAUUAUUACUGUAUUUUCUACAGUGUGUCGUGACGUAGAGAGAGCGAUGGAUGUGCUUAGAUCAUCUUAUCUAAUGUUUAAUGAGGAUGUAGUUUCUGCACUGCUCAUCUGUGGUGAACGCUUCGCUUUAGAGCAAAUUGUGAAAAUCUGAGGAUAUUGUGAUGUUUUUCUUUUAAAUAUGUUUUCAUUUUACUUCACGUGGUCAUUUCUGUCAUUCGUUCUACAUGCCAUAGUUUUCUCUCUUUUAUUUUUUUGUUUAUUUUUAAAGGACUUGAAGGUUAUUGAACCAACAUGCAUUAACAUACAUGUGUACAGUUACAGAUUUCCCUUCCUUUGUUCUUUCAUUCACCAAAGAAACACUGAGGUGUCUGUGUCAUCUGUGACCUCACUGAAAGAUAUGGAGAUAAAAUUGUGAAUAUCAGAAUAAAAGAACAGCUGAAGAGCAGAGGAUGAUGAUG
Molecule: messenger RNA, 5925 nt
Organism: Carassius carassius (crucian carp)
Lineage: Eukaryota; Metazoa; Chordata; Actinopteri; Cypriniformes; Cyprinidae
Gene: slc12a7b
Product: solute carrier family 12 member 7b
Exons: 26
Coding region: 184-3549 (1121 amino acids)
Biological process (GO): chemical synaptic transmission; chloride transmembrane transport; cell volume homeostasis
Cellular component (GO): membrane
Molecular function (GO): potassium:chloride symporter activity
Source: RefSeq, a predicted model, not a curated record